CUUUUCCCCUCUGUAAAAUCUUCUGGAAAACCGAAUCUCCUUUCCGCGAAAAUGGUCCAAUCCUCAAAGUCCUGCCAGCCGUGUCGUUUCGCUCGCCAUCGAACCGAACAGCCCCCAUGUCUGCCGGCGCUUUAACGGUGACCUCGCCGUCGUGGGGUCCGAUUCCGGCCCCGCGGCCCGCCAACGGAGGCAGAGCGGCGGCGAGGUUGGCAGCUCCGAGGGCGGCCCUGGUCGAAGCGAGGCCUCGAGGUCCGCCCCAGGAGGUCAGGGACGGCGGCGGCGGCGGAGGGGGAGGCCGGGGCGGCGCAGUCGUGCCGGUGCUGAGAGUCGAUCGAGCUGAGGACAUCCAAGCCGAGGCUCGAGCCAUGGCGCGCGCCGCCAAUGCCACCGUUUACACUCCCGAGCUCCUCUCUCGCCGAUACGGCCGUCGCCCUCUCAAGGUGGCGGGGAGAGCGCUGGAGAUAGUGGUUGCUCUAGGUUCUUUCGCAAUUAAGUUGUUGGUGGAUCAAAGCAAUGGACAGAUUGAUCAAAAUAAGAGGAAGCGAGGUGCUGAGUUGAGAAGGAUUUUCACAAGAUUGGGGCCGACUUUUGUUAAGAUAGGGCAGGGGCUGUCGACGAGGCCCGAUCUCUGCCCUCCCGAGUACUUGGACGAGCUCUCUGAACUUCAGAUUUCUGUUUCCAGCGCGAGGGCUCGCUUUAUACCAUGUGAAUCUCUUAACAUCUUGCACCUUUAGGCAAUGAAUCUUCAAUGGCUUGCUAUUUCCUUGAAGUGGAAUAGUCUUAGGAAAGUUUUACUGCUGGUGCAAUUGUUUUUCCUCCAUUGAUGGAAGCAAAAGGUUUCUUUGUUCACAUGUCUCUGUGUGAAAACAGAAAUCCCUUUGAAUUGGUUCACCAUCAUUUCACAGAGCUAAACAAAAUGAAGAAGCUUUCUAUCUGGCUAGACACUCGUAAA
Messenger RNA from Syzygium oleosum, 952 nucleotides. RefSeq names its product protein ACTIVITY OF BC1 COMPLEX KINASE 3, chloroplastic-like. NCBI's taxonomy places the organism in Eukaryota, Viridiplantae, Streptophyta, Magnoliopsida, Myrtales, Myrtaceae. The transcript is spliced from 3 exons. The coding region runs from base 117 to 734 and encodes 205 amino acids. The record is from RefSeq and is a predicted model, not a curated record.